AUGGCCACCCCGAAGCGGUUUCCAACGCUGGUGCAGCUGGAGCAGUGGGAAGGGACGCUAUUCCAGAUGCUCAGUAACAUCACCAAGAGGCCCUACUGGUUCCACACCGAGUACCUUAACAGUCCGAAGGCAGUUCAUCUUGAGGCGUGGCUGGUGGAAGCGAUCUUUGGCCCGGGCGGAGAGCACAUCCCUCACGUCGAGUGUGUGUCGCAGACCCUGCUUCGCAUUAACCAGUGGGACCCUGAAGGCGAGGCUGAGAUCUUGAUAUUUGGUCGGCCUUCUUAUCAGAAGGACGUGUCCGAGAUGAUCAUGAACUUGGCUUACUACCACCGCCAGCUCCGGAGGCAAAGCUCAGGGAGGAUCGCUGCUCAAGAGACCGAGACCAAGAGCUCCCCGGACGCCGCCCGGGAGGCGGCCACCCAGCGGUCCCCCGACGGCGCCCGGGAGGCGGCCACCCCCCGGUCCCCCGACGCUACCCAGGUCCCAGUUCCCGGGUUAUGA
Molecule: messenger RNA, 501 nt
Organism: Phyllostomus hastatus (greater spear-nosed bat)
Lineage: Eukaryota; Metazoa; Chordata; Mammalia; Chiroptera; Phyllostomidae
Gene: KHDC3L
Product: KH domain containing 3 like, subcortical maternal complex member
Exons: 3
Coding region: 1-501 (166 amino acids)
Cellular component (GO): apical cortex; protein-containing complex
Molecular function (GO): RNA binding
Source: RefSeq, a predicted model, not a curated record